GGUGGCGCCAAACCCGGCUGCAUGUUUUGAAUUCUUCUCAUGCGUCUCAAAUUCAUGUUUAUCGUUAUUUUUUUUUCCAGAUUGAGAAAUAUUUCUUGUUUGAUAUUUGCUGGGAUGUGAAGUGAAUAACUUACCAUAACUGCAUUGAGUAAAGGGCUGUGCUAUUCGCUGAUUCAUGCUUUUCCAAAGCAACCGUCUGCUUUCGUGGAAUUGGGUGGAAUGUUGUGUGCCCGUAGAGGUUAUCGUGCCUCGAAAGUGCCCGUGUUUAUAGGUCAUACUAGAAAUUGAAUGUUUCUUUACACUCAGAUGUAUUCGAUUUCCCUUUUCCUCUGUGUUUAUUUUCCAUUUUUCUAUUACUUUAACAAUGUUAUUAGAUAUAACUGUGAAUGAUUUGUGUUUGCUCUCCUUUAUGGACACUUUGUGGUGUAGGAUAUUAGUUCUUUUCGACGUGUUAGCUAUCGCUAAUUAAACUUUUUAUCAUAAUUUGUCGAAAUAUAUUGGACUAUUACCCAUAACCUUUUACCCAGAACAUGUUAACUAUUGUCCUGUUGCUCUUGUGAUGUUAUUUAUUACGCUAUCUGUCCUUUGUGUCAGUCUUGAGAGAUGCUAUGAGGGUACUUUUUUCCCUGACAAGACCCUUCUAACAUCAUCAUAUCUGACUUAAAUUCUUUUAUUUUGUUCAUGAUUUUGAUUAAAUCUGUAAUGUGGGGAGCAGGGAAAUCAUAGAGUAUAAAUAGUUCUAAUAACGAAAUCACAAUUUUCUGUUCCAGGCAUAUAAGUGAACCCAGAAGAUCAUCAUCACUUCUGUGCCAAAAUAGUUUUAGGUAUUACCCUGAAUGGUACAAUCUCCGAACUAAACCGUCACGCCAUAUGGCUGAGAAACCCUGCAUCACCAGCCAGCAAGCUGACCCAGAAGGGUAGCAAUUACCAAGAUGAGUCGGAGGUGGAAUUUCUAGAGGAUGUUGAUGAGGCGUGCGACUCAGAUGACCCAUUAUUAGAUGGGCACUUGUGCGUGAAGCGCGAGUGCAUCAGCCCCACCCCUGGCGAGCUGGGAGGCCCGCCACGUGAUGUCAAGCCCAACGUGGCCGAGCUCGGAGCACUCGCGAGGCGAGGAGAGGGAGGCGUCGCAACGGCGCACGACCUCGAUGAGGUGGACCAACCAGUGGGGUCGGCGGCGGUGGAUGAUUUUUCGGCAUCCCUGGCGCCUCAAACCAUGAUGCUGAUCACCAGGGCGCCCGACCAGACCGAGGACGAGGAGAGCGAGCUUGAUGUCGACGGCGAUGACUCGGCGAAGAGCCCCGCCAACAGGUGCGAGUUCUGCGGCUCGGUGUUCUCCAGGGCCGUGCAGCGACUGAGCCAUAAGUGCACCAGCACCUUCACGUGCUCGUACUGUGCGUGGAGGGGCUCUUCGCAAAGCGAGCUCCAGGCGCACGAGCUGCAGCUGCACCAAGCCAAGAAGCCGCACGUCUGCCCCGAGUGCAGUGCCCGCUGGGUCUCGGCCGCGGCGCUGACCCGCCACAUGUCGGUGCACGCGAAGGGUAAGACCACGUGCGCGUGCGACGGCUGUGGCGCCAACUUCACGACGGUCCUCUCCCUCAGGCGGCACGGGCGGGACUGCCCCGGGAUGCGCGCCGGAUGUGAACGGGACGUGAAGCCCGCCGUGCUCAAGAACAAGCCGCCGCGGUACUUGUGCAAGGUCUGCUGCGCCACGUUCAUCUGCAAGAAGAGCGUCCUUCGCCACGCGCAAACGGCUCACACCCUCAAGUUUCCCCACAAGUGCUCGAUUUGUGUGGCGUCGUUCAAGUCAAAGAUGGCGCUCACAAAGCACGUGAAAGUCCACAGCCUGAAACGCCCUUUCUCGUGCUCUGAAUGUGGGCUGGCCUUUUCUAUGCGCCCUGAGCUGCUGCAGCAUCUCAAGUUGCACAUGUCCGUGUCGUCAGGCAGGAAGGGGGGGCCUCCCUUGGUGCACGCCAUCAAGAAGGAGCUGGGCGUCGCCGACGAAGAGUUACGGCGCUCGACCAGAAGCAUCGCCCCAGACAUUGUCCUAGGGGAUGUUAAAGUCCACCUCACACGGCUGCUCGUGGACAGCAAAGCUGGAUUAACGUCUCAACUUAUUUAAUAUUUCUUCAUUUGUCUUUCUCUUUUGCAUGGUUUUAUAGUUUCUUCGAAGUUGUAUGGUCGCGGAUUGUUGUUAUUUUGAAUCCUUUUUUUCUUUUCUUUUUGAGUUGCAGCUUUUAUUAUUCUGUAUCAUGUAAAUUGACUUGAGCUAAAAAGCUUCUAGUGUGAUACUAUAUUAGAUUAAACCCAUUAUGUAAAGAUAGCAAGAUCUAAUGAGGAAAAAGACUAAGGAAAUUUUCAUUAUCUUUUCUUCUUAUUGGACCUUGACCAGUGAUUUCUCCAAUUAAGAUUUUUUUCAUUAUUAUCAUGUGUGAGGAGUUCGUAUGAUUAUCGAAGCUAUUGUAUUAAGUUUGCUUCAGUAAGAUAACAUGUACUCUCUUUUAUAAUAUUCAUAGUGUUAUUUUUUUAAAUUUCUAUCAUUUUAUUGGAUUAUAAUAAAGAAAUUUUGCUUAAAUCUA
This is a messenger RNA of Frankliniella occidentalis (western flower thrips), 2576 nucleotides long. Its product is annotated as gastrula zinc finger protein XlCGF7.1-like. Gene Ontology annotation, biological process: regulation of transcription by RNA polymerase II. The transcript is spliced from 6 exons. Gene Ontology annotation, cellular component: nucleus. The record is from RefSeq and is a predicted model, not a curated record. Lineage: Eukaryota; Metazoa; Arthropoda; Insecta; Thysanoptera; Thripidae. The coding region runs from base 1214 to 2119 and encodes 301 amino acids. Gene Ontology annotation, molecular function: DNA-binding transcription factor activity, RNA polymerase II-specific; RNA polymerase II transcription regulatory region sequence-specific DNA binding.